AUGAAGAUCAAAUCAUAUUUCCAAGGGCUUGAACUCAUGCAAACUGCAACACCUGAGUUUCAAGUAUAUUUUAAUGACAAAACAUCUAACGAUUUUAACACUCUAUUUGCAUUGAUUCCUUUAAAAAAGCGUUACUUCGCAGCGGGUGUACCGGGUUCAUUCCAAGGGCGUUUGUUUCCUCGAGCUUCCCUUCAUAUUGUCAAUUCGUCUACUGCACUUCAUUGGCUCUCCAGAGUUCCGAAAGAGGUUGGUGAUAUCAAUUCCUCGGCGUGGAAUAAAGGGAGGAUACAUUAUAAUAAUGCUUCAAACGAAGUCUUACAAGCUUAUUCAGCCCAAUAUGUCAUGGACAUGGAAGCUUUUCUUCUUGCUCGUGGACAUGAGAUUGUCUGUGGUGGAUUGAUGUUUAUUUUGGUUCCAGUUAUCGCUGAUGGAACUUUAGUUUCUCAAACAGGUCUUGGUUUACAAGCAGAUGUUUCGGGAUCUUGCUUCAUGGAAAUGGCGAAAAUGGAUAUUGUGGAUGAAGCUAAAAUGGACUCCUUCAACUUGCCAAUGUACUUCACAUCACCAAAACAAGAGAAAGAAUUGGUGGAGAAAACUGGGUGUUUCACUAUCGAAAGAUUGGAGAGAUUGGAGACGGUUUUUCCACUAGCUAGUGGUGCACAAAUAAUUAGUAACCAUACGAGGGCACUACUUGAGGAAAGUAUCAAACAACACUUUGGGUUCGGUGAUAAUGAUUUAGACACAUUGUUUGAUCUAUACUCCAAAAGACUUGUUGAUUCUCUCCCAAUCUUUAUUAAGUCAGAAGACAAGUCUUUUCAAAUGUUUCUUGUUCUGAAGCGCAACGACGUUAUCAUGGCAAUCUAG
Molecule: messenger RNA, 864 nt
Organism: Papaver somniferum (opium poppy)
Lineage: Eukaryota; Viridiplantae; Streptophyta; Magnoliopsida; Ranunculales; Papaveraceae
Product: probable S-adenosylmethionine-dependent methyltransferase At5g38780
Exons: 2
Coding region: 1-864 (287 amino acids)
Biological process (GO): methylation
Molecular function (GO): S-adenosylmethionine-dependent methyltransferase activity
Source: RefSeq, a predicted model, not a curated record